This is a messenger RNA of Nicotiana tabacum (common tobacco), 3075 nucleotides long. The record is from RefSeq and is a predicted model, not a curated record. NCBI's taxonomy places the organism in Eukaryota, Viridiplantae, Streptophyta, Magnoliopsida, Solanales, Solanaceae.
AUGUUUCCACUUGUUUCUGCCAAAUACCAUUUUAAUACUUCUGAAACAUCUUCAACUGCAAAUGUACUUGCCCUCUUAACAUGGAAGGCCAGCCUUGAAAGUGAAAGCCAAUUACUUCUUUCUUCUUGGGUGAAUACAAGCACAAGUCCUUGCCAUUGGGACUGCAUUCGUUGCGACAGUGUUGGACGAGUAACUGAGAUGAAUAUGCAAAAUUAUAGCAUAAAGGGUACCCUUCACUAUCUUGAUUUUUCAUCAUUCUCCUAUCUCAUCAGAUUAGACUUACCCAAUAACUCACUCUAUGGUACUCUUCCCACCAACAUAUUCAAUCUUUCAAGGCUGAGUUACCUUGACUUAGGCUACAAUGAUUUUUCAGGAAUGGUUCCACCUGAAAUAGGGUUAUUGAGAAGCUUGAGUUUUUUAUUUCUUGAUUACAACGAAUUCUCUGGGCAUAUUCCACGAGAAAUAGGGAUGUUGAGUUCUUUAAAAGACCUCUUUCUGUCAAAAAACACAUUUGUUGGCUCUAUUCCCACUUCUUUUGGUAACUUGACCAACAUAAAGUCCUUGUAUCUUCAUAGCAACACGCUUUCAGGACCCAUCCCUCAGGAGAUUUGGUCUUUGACACAUUUGAUGGAUGUUGAUUUGGGAUGGAACAAUUUUAGUGGUCAAAUAUCAAGUUCUAUUGGGAAUUUCAGAAAGUUGUACUCUUUGAUUUUGUCCAAAAACAGUCUCACAGGUGAAAUACCAACAUCAAUUGGAGACUUAAGCAACCUGCUCGUUUUAUCCAUUUGUAAAAACAGGCUUUCAGGGCCCAUUCCUACAUCCAUUGGAAACUUGACGAAGCUAAAGACAUUGUAUUUAUGUCAAAAUGGAUUGUAUGGUCCCAUUCCUCCAAGCUUUGGGAACUUAAAAUCUCUUGUUGAUAUGAGAUUGUUCAUUAAUAAACUCAAUGGACCCCUUCCACUAGAGUUGGAAAACAUUACCAACUGGGAGAUGUUUCACAUAGCCGAUAACCAUCUCUCUGGUCAUUUGCCUCAUAAUGUUUGUCUUGGUGGAUUCCUGACAGAAGUAUCAGUGCAGAAUAAUCGUUUCAUCGGUAGCAUUCCGAGAAGCUUGAAAAACUGCUCCAAGUUAUCCAGGGUCAGACUUGAAAACAAUAAACUAUCAGGAAAAAUAUCAGAAGCUUUCGGUGUAUAUCCGAAUCUAGACUACAUUGAUUUAAGUCACAAUGAAUUGCAUGGAGAGCUAUCAUCACAAUGGGGACUUUGUGGUAAAGUUACCUGUUUGAAGAUGUCCAACAACAAUUUAUCUGGAUCUAUUCCAUUUGAGAUUGGAAAUGCAUCUUCUUUACAGGUGCUUGAUCUCUCCUCUAACAAUUUCACUGGCAAGGUCCCUAGAAGCUUGGAUAGCCUAAAGCUACUUUUUGAGCUUGAUUUGUCUAGUAACGAACUUUCAGAUGGUAUUCCAUCAGAACUUGGGAAGCUUUCUUCCCUUGCAAAACUUAACUUAGCAGCAAAUCAUCUCAGUGGCAUAAUUCCACAAGAGAUUGGAAACAAUGUGCAGCUAUUGAGCUUGAACUUAAGCAAAAACAUGUUGGAAGCAAGUAUUCCUUCACACUUAGGGAACUUGCGGUUCUUACAAAAUAUGGAUCUUAGUCAUAACAUGCUUACUGGUGAGAUGCCAUGGAAACUGGGACGAUUACAAAGCUUGGAGCUAAUGAAUCUUUCGCAUAAUAAGCUGUUUGGUUCGAUCCCAUCAAGUUUGGAUCAGUGUCUUAGUUUGAGGUUUGUUGAUAUAUCUAAUAAUCAAUUGGCCGGUCCUGUUCCUAACAUCUUAGCUUUUCAGAAUGCGUCGCUUGAAGAACUAAGAGACAAUAAAGGCUUGUGUGGCCAUCUCAUUGGUUUGAAACCUUGCUCUUCAUAUUUAAUCACCAAGAAAAGAAUAAAAAUCUCGACGAUUCUUUUUAGUUUGGGUGGUGUUCUUCUUUUGAUGGUUGUGAUCAUUUGUCUUCUUUAUACCACAUCUUGGAAAAGGAAAAAUCAAAUUGAGCAAAGAGAACAAACCAAGGAUCUUUUUUCCAUUUGGAGCUUCGACGGGAAGAUGACAUAUGAGAACAUCAUUAGCGCAACAGAGGGAUUUAACAGCAAAUAUUGCAUAGGAAAGGGAGGACAUGGAAGUGUCUUCAGGGUCGAGUUACCAAGCGAGCAAGUGGUCGCGGUGAAAAAAUUUCAUCCUUUAGAUGAUGGUGAGUUGGACAGCUUGAAAAGCUUUAAAAAUGAAACAAAAACAUUGUUGUUAAUCCGUCAUCGUAAUAUUGUAAAGCUUUAUGGAUUUUGUUCACAUGCAAGACAUUCUUUCUUGGUUUACGAAUUCUUGGAAGGAGGAAGCUUAUUAGAGAGACUAAGAAAUGAUGUUAAAGCGGCAGAGUUAGAUUGGAUUAAGAGAGUGGACAUUGUCAAAGGAGUAGCAAAUGCAUUAUCUUAUAUGCAUCAUGAGUGUUCACCUCCUAUUCUUCACAGGGAUAUAUCAAGUAAGAAUGUUUUGUUAGAUUGUGAAGACAGGCCCCAUCUUUCUGAUUUUGGUACUGCAAAACUCCUAAGGCCUAACUCCUCUAAUUGGACUUCAUUUGCUGGAACUUUUGGAUAUGUUGCUCCAGUUAUGGAAAUUGUGCAUCUGAAUAUUCCUUUUCUUCUUGAUUCACAUGUAUAUACAGAGCUUGCUUACACUAUGGAGGUAGAUGAAAGUUGUGAUACCUACAGUUUUGGAGUGCUAUCAUUGGAAGUGAUUUUAGGUCGGCAUCCAGCUGAUCAUAUUGUUCAUGCUAUAUCAUCAAAAACCGGCCUUGACAUAUUAUUAAAGGAUUUCAUUGAUCAACGGCCAUUACCUCCGUUUCGAGUGGCUGAAGAAUUGAUCAACAUCACAAAGAUAGCAUUGACAUGUCUUUAUCCAAGUCCACAACUUAGGCCAACCAUGCAACAAGUUUCUACGUCUUUAGCCAAAGAAAAGCCACUUUUGAAUAAUUGUUUUCCUUUUAUUACUUUAGGCCAACUGAUUGAUCUUGAACUAGGAAGUUCCUAA